Messenger RNA from Fulvia fulva, 876 nucleotides. RefSeq names its product Hydrolase pyvD. The coding region runs from base 1 to 876 and encodes 291 amino acids. Gene Ontology annotation, molecular function: hydrolase activity. The transcript has 2 exons. The record is from RefSeq and is a predicted model, not a curated record. NCBI's taxonomy places the organism in Eukaryota, Fungi, Ascomycota, Dothideomycetes, Mycosphaerellales, Mycosphaerellaceae.
AUGAAGUCAACAUUCAUCCAGAUAGCUGCUGCGUUGCUCGCCACCACGUCCAAUGUGCUGGCACAUGGAGAGCCGGACUUGCGUCAUGAGCAUGCUGGAGAUGUGUUCAGCAAGACACAUGGUGGAUCCUGGCACUUGAAUGGUGUGCUUCAUAACGGGAAUUCUACCGGGCAGACCAAGUCUAUUGGUGGAGAAACUCUGUACCUCGCAUAUCCACGAGGAUAUGGCCGGAAAACAAAGACCGACACAGCGAUCUUGUACCUGACCGACAUCUUCGGCAAUGCGCUGGUGAACAAUCGCCUUCUUGCGGACAGUCUUGCGAAGGCUGGCUAUCUAGUGGUAAUGCCAGAUCUAUUCCGUGGCGAUCCAGUCCCGGCCGAUGCUCUGAGUGAUCCCAACUCGACCUUCAACAUGACUGCAUGGCGAGCGCAUCAUCCACAAAGUCAGGUCGAGACCAUCAUCGAGUCUGCGAUCAACUCCACGCGCGGCGAGCUGGAGGCCGAAAAAGUUGCUGCAGUUGGGUAUUGUUUUGGUGGCAAAUAUGUCGCUCGUUUCCUGGCUGAAGGACGUGGUGUCGAUGCUGGCUUUACAGCACACCCAUCUGCCGUUCUUGCCGAAGAAUGGGAAGCUAUCGCAGGGCCCAUCAGUAUUGUCUUCGGUGAUCUCGACGCUUCAAACACGCCAGAGAACCGGACCAAUAUCGAAUCGAUCUUCUUUGAAGGCAACAAGACAUAUCAGACCUCGCUUUAUGCCAAUGCUGAGCACGGCUUUGCUGUGCGGACGAACUUGACAGAUAAGAAGAAGGCGUUCGCUCAAGAGAGUGCCUACUUCCAGGCUGUAAGAUGGUUUGAUGCGUGGGUCAAGGAUGAUGAGUAG